This is a messenger RNA of Piliocolobus tephrosceles (Ugandan red Colobus), 2764 nucleotides long. RefSeq names its product LIM zinc finger domain containing 1 (gene LIMS1). Gene Ontology annotation, biological process: positive regulation of substrate adhesion-dependent cell spreading; cell-cell adhesion; cell-cell junction organization. The record is from RefSeq and is a predicted model, not a curated record. Gene Ontology annotation, cellular component: cell-cell junction; cytoplasm; focal adhesion. The transcript is spliced from 12 exons. The coding region runs from base 434 to 1411 and encodes 325 amino acids. Lineage: Eukaryota; Metazoa; Chordata; Mammalia; Primates; Cercopithecidae.
CUGCCCCCGCCUCGCUCGCCCCGGUGCGGCCCGCCCCUGGUCCUCCUCCCCUUCCUGCUCCGGGCCCGCCAGUAGCCAGCCGCGGCGGCGAGGGACUAGGACGCUGCUGGAGCGGUGCGGUGAAGCCAGGGGCUGAGAGACGGCGGCGGUGGAAAGCGGAGAGAUGCUGGGCGUGGCGGCCGGGAUGACCCACAGGUCUCUACAGGAGAAGACGAGAUCGUCCCGAUAGUUUGAGAGUAAAUGGAUUACCGGAGGAAGAGCUAAGGUCCCCUCUUCACCCCCUCUCACCUCCCUCCCCCAUAUAAGAGAAAGGGGAUUCUCCGAGGCGAGAGACUUUACCGUAUUUCCUGUGCGUCUAGCACCUACCACAGUUCAGAAUCUGUUUCUCAUUGAAUGAGUUAAGGAAUGAGAAACUGAACUGGCCUAAAGCAACAUGGCCAAUGCCCUGGCCAGCGCCACUUGUGAGCGCUGCAAGGGCGGCUUUGCACCCGCUGAGAAGAUCGUGAACAGUAACGGGGAGCUGUACCAUGAACAGUGUUUCGUGUGCGCUCAGUGCUUCCAGCAGUUCCCAGAAGGACUCUUCUAUGAGUUUGAAGGAAGAAAGUACUGUGAACAUGACUUUCAGAUGCUCUUUGCCCCUUGCUGUCAUCAGUGUGGUGAAUUCAUCAUUGGCCGAGUUAUCAAAGCCAUGAAUAACAGCUGGCAUCCAGAGUGCUUCCGCUGUGACCUCUGCCAGGAAGUUCUGGCGGAUAUCGGGUUUGUCAAGAAUGCUGGGAGACACCUGUGUCGCCCCUGUCAUAAUCGUGAGAAAGCGAGAGGCCUUGGGAAAUAUAUCUGCCAGAAAUGCCAUGCUAUCAUCGACGAGCAGCCUCUGAUAUUCAAGAAUGACCCCUACCAUCCAGACCAUUUCAACUGUGCCAACUGCGGGAAGGAACUGACUGCUGAUGCGCGGGAGCUGAAAGGGGAGCUGUACUGCCUGCCAUGCCAUGAUAAAAUGGGGGUCCCCAUCUGUGGCGCUUGCCGACGGCCCAUUGAAGGGCGCGUGGUGAACGCCAUGGGCAAGCAGUGGCAUGUGGAGCAUUUUGUUUGCGCCAAGUGUGAGAAACCCUUUCUUGGACAUCGCCAUUAUGAGAGGAAAGGCCUGGCGUAUUGUGAAACCCACUAUAACCAGCUAUUUGGUGAUGUUUGUUUCCACUGCAAUCGUGUUAUAGAAGGUGAUGUGGUCUCUGCUCUUAAUAAGGCCUGGUGUGUGAACUGCUUUGCCUGUUCUACCUGCAACACUAAGUUAACACUCAAGAAUAAGUUUGUGGAGUUUGACAUGAAGCCGGUCUGUAAGAAGUGCUAUGAGAAAUUUCCACUGGAGCUGAAGAAAAGACUUAAGAAACUAGCCGAGACCUUAGGAAGGAAAUAAGUUCCUUUACUUUUUCUUUUCUAUGCAGGAUAAGAAAUUACCAACAUACUUAUCUUGAUCUACCCAUAUUUAAAGCUAUAUCUCAAAGCAGUUGAGCGAGAAAAGGACCUGUAUGAAUGGUUUUAUGUCAUUUUUUAAUUAAAAAAGAAAAAUGCAUAUAAUCGUGUUUAAAACACAGAUGAAGUCAGUAUUCACCUUUGUUAACCCUUAUCCAUUUGUUGACAUGUAGACUGUUUACAAAAAAAAAACAUGGUUAAAUGUUAAAUUUUAAUUCAGGCCCCCCCAAAAUUAAAUAUAACUUUUUAAAAUGAAAGGAGUCACCUUCUACAUGACUCAGGUGAAAAAACAGUAUAAACAUUAAUUUACUUUGUAUUCAAAAGAAAAUUCCAACUGCUGUUGGGGAAGGGCACAGAAAAAAUAACCAACCAAGAAAAACAAAAACAAGAAAAAUGAAUCUUAUACAAUCUUAGUAUAUUUAUCAAACUAGUAGCUAUAAAGUGGAUAUACCCAUUACUAAGACAAAAAACAGGUGUAAUUCUGAACUACUUGAUUUUUUUUUUAGUUAAAUGCAAUAAUUAUUAUGCUUAGUUUUAUAACCUCUCCUUGUGAAUUCUUCCUUCGAAUGAUUACUUAACACAGUAGUAAUAGCUAGCUAGUAGGAUGUCUUUUAAAUUUUUGUGCAAAAAGUUUCUACCAGGCAUUUGAAAAUACACUUUACAAUAUUGGAAAAUGAAGUAUUUUUAAUGUAUUACAGCAAUUAUGUUUCUAAGCUUAAUGUUAAGCACGUAAUCUUAGAAUAGGACAUGAAAUUAAAUUGUAUGUAGCUUGGAAUGUAUUGCUUCAGAAAAGUGAAUGUGUAUGUCGGUCAUAUUGCCUUUAUAACCAUGCUGAUAUCUGUGCUUUAUACAUAUUCAAACUUGCCUUGCCUUAAAAAAAUACAUACUGCAUACUUAAAUCAGGAAUUAUAGCCAUCUCACAGAAUACCAACUAAAACUAAGUGCAUUGAGAUCUGAGAUUGGUAAACCUGGAUUCAUUUACCACAGCUAUAAUGAAGUUUUUAAAAACUCUCUUCUCCUUUUUUGGGGGAAAUCCAUUGUUAAUUUCUGUCAUCUUAGAAGAAAAUGAUGUUGAUAGGUGUUUCAGAUUUUCCAUUUCAAAUCUUAUAAUUAAUUGGAUUUAUUUACUACAAGUAGGAGGUAUAAAUGACACUCUUAAAUUGGAAGGAGGAGUGUUUUAGUGUCUGUUUUAGGUCAAAAUUAGUGAUUCUACUUUUAUCAAAAGUUUUAUCCUGAAGUUUCAGGACCACUCUUCCUUAAUAAACUUGUUAAUGUAAAGCGAGCUUUAUGAACAUUU